ACCACCUCGCGAGCAUGCUAAUUAACGUCUACGACGUCUUUAAUUGUACAAACAUGGCUUCUUCGAGAGAAACUAACAGUGAAGCACGUUCCAAAGAGCUACAUUCAAAGACUUCCUCUGCACGGAUGGGACCACAAGAGCCAGCCUGCAACAUUUCCCUAUGUCACAGUUGAGUCACAAUAAGCUGAGAAGUGAAUGGAGACGGUAAAAAACACAAAAGCAGGGGUUCUGUCUUGGACUCCAGCUCCAGCCUGCAUCUCACCCCCCAGCUCUGAAACGUCUGAAGAUGAAUGCGAUGAGGGGGAAGAACAAGAUCAUGACUUUUGUAGCCAGAUGGAUGAGAAUGGCAUCAUUGGAUUGCCACUAGUGGAUGAGACACAGAAACAUGAUGACGAUACAGAAUGUAAUCAAGCCCCAUCUCCUGCAUCCCCCAUCCAAGAGGGUCUUGGUGGCUGUGAGGUACAGGAUAUGCCACCCGAGGAGCUAGGUUUCAUCCUAAAUGAACAUCUGGAUGAUAUUGAUGUAUUGUCAACCUUCUCUGAUGACAUUUGCAUCUUACAAGAACAAAGAUGUAAUGAAGACAUGGCAAAUGAAAUGAAGAUGCCAAAAGAAGGACAGAAGACAGAUCACUUCUCUGAGAGGGACACGUACUUGGACAUGGCUCAGGGAGAGAGAGAUGGACCAGAAGGUGAGUGGGGUUUGCGAAAUGGACCAGUCAACAAUAGCAAAGAAGAGUCAGAGAUCAUCAGCGAGUGCCAAUUUUUUGACUCUCCACCCUUGAUAGUAGAAGCUGAUGGAGACUGCAAACCUCAAUGUCCAACAUACCAGGCUUCUUCUCGUCCCACCCUCCCCAUUUUCACUCACCUGUGCCAUUUUACUCCUGAGGAAAUGGCUACUGCUCCAGGGAUCACUAAUGAAACUGUUCCAGAUCUGGGAUUUACAGACAGUCCUCUAGACUCAAACAGCCUCAUUAGCUAUGAAUCCAGUCUUCACCAUCAACAAAACUCUGAAAACAAAGAACAAGAACUAGAAGUAGAUGCUAUAUCUCCUCAACCACCUCUGUCUAAUCGUCAGAGUAAUGUUAGUAAUGAAUGUUCAAAGACUGGUCCUAAAAAUUCCUAUCACUCACCAGCGGGAAGGUCACACCCCUGUCAUGAUGCUGUACUUUCAAGGACAAGAUCUUAUAACAAACCUAAGGAAGACUGCUGUCACACUCCCAGAAGACCUAAUGAACCAAGAAAAGGCUUGCCAAGUCACUGGAUACCAGAUUUAUCCAAGGUAAAGCCAAGGGUCUCUUUCCCUAAAGGGGAUUACAAGCCUCCCAAGAGCAGAUGGUCUUCCAAGAAUCCUCCAAAGUCCCUGACACCGGAGGCUCCUGUUGUCUUUAAAUCUCCUGCUGACAUUGUGAAAGAAGUUCUGCUGAACAAAACUGACGGACCUCAGCCACCAUUGCAGUUUAAUAAAGCAAUGUCAGUUGAUGACCCUAAUGGCACCGUGCCUCAGGAGUUCCGAUGCCAGCAGAAGGCCGGUAUCCUGCUCGAUCAGCUCCAGGAGGACCAUGGCAAACUGCUGACUAAGUAUGCUGAGGCAGCGAACACAAUUGACCGCCUGCGGUUGGAAGCCAAGGUUAACUUGUAUUCUGAACAACCAAAGCCUGCUCACGUUAUGCCAUUUGGACUGCAUGUUGAGCCUUCAAAGUUCACGCGACUAGACUUCCCUCAGGCUCAGAAAGCACAGCCCAACUCAGUUUCUCCUCAGCCAAGUGGACCCACCACACACAUAAGAACUUCCUCGGAUCUAUGUUUAUCUGCCUCCAUUCCAAAGAGCUCAGAGUGCCAAGGCAGUCAGAAGGUGGCACCUACACUCUAUGCACAGGCCGACAAGUUCCUCCAUCAGCUCCAAGAUUUUGAGGACUUGCUGAAGAACAAAACGCCUUUCCAACUGGUGAAGGGUCUUGCACAACUGUAUCAAGGACUGGACUCUUUGGAAAAGGGCUACCUGUCAGCCAAGAAAGAACACAAAGUCCUUCAGCAGCCAGGGGCAGAGCACAGCCACUUCGACCCAAACCGAGAGCUGGAGGAGUUCAUUUACCAGUGUGGGCGCCAUAUGGAUGAGCUGAGAGAGAGGGUGGAUCAGAGGACCCUUGAUGUUGAUUCUGCUCAUUCUCUUUGUCUUCAAGCCCAAAAAUCAUCUCCAUCCGAUGAUUCUCACUCAGAGCGUCAACACACACCUUUGCUGCUUGAUCCAGUCGAGGUGACCAAGAAGAAAGCUGACGUCCUUAACCUAAAUUCUUGCGACUUCAAGAAAACAUGUGCUGAACAAGCCACAGGCGUGAAUCAGAGUUCAACGGUGGGCAUCACUCAUGCUCCUAAUAUCAGGAGGAGGAAGGAAGUUAGCAAGUCCUACAGCAGCAGUCAGAGCAGUCUGGCAGAAAUAUGUACAUCAGAGAAGAGACGCACCAAACCUCUAACUAGUAUUAGGAGAGUGCUUUCUCAGGACGGGAUAGUUUCUCCAGGAACGGACAGCGGUUUUGUUGGUUCCGAGUACAGUCAUCAGAUUUGGGCUGCAGCUCCCUGCUCUUUCCACCAGAGAGCCUCGAAGAGUGUUCAAAGACCUGCAGAAGCAAGCUUAGUGGAGCCUCAGACAAGCCGAACCUCACCACAAACUCGUGACUCAUUACAAUCACACAGGCGUACAACAAUGGAGCCCAGCGAAUAUUUCCAACAAGCGGUGAGGAGAUCUAGUCAGGGGGAGUGCAAACAAAGGCAGUGGGUCAGUCAGACAGACUCAAUCAGGACUGACAGUGAAACUACCCGUAUUGUGUCAGAAGACAUACAAAGUGACCAGUAUGAAGAAACCCUCCCCUGUUCCUCCCCAAGCUCCUCCUCCUCCGCUGUGCGACAUCACCAUGGCGACUCUCUAAAAACCUCUCUAAAGUCCAGUCAGUUGAUGACUUGCAAGUCUGGCGAGCAAUUGCUCGAUAUCAGUGGAAGCAACAGAAAGAAAUGGACAAUUGAUGGGGAUGAGGUGGAGAAGGCGGUGAGACGCACAGCCAGGAAAAGAUUGAUACACAAAAAACAAACACAGCCUGACACAUCAACUGCAACAGAGGAUGACAAUUCUGCUCGGCGACUUCUGGUGACAAGAUCUACUCAAACAUCUAUUGCAGCAGCUGACAGUCAACCUGCACACUCAAGUGCUCAAGUCCAGCACAUGAAGAGGGAUCAUGGUGAGUGUGCAAAUGAGAAUGAUGGCAAGACAAGUGGAAUUCCUCCUUGUUCUCAGUGUUUGUCACAUCACAAAUGGUCUUCCGAAAAACGAGCUGGUGCCAACCGAGACCCAUCCCAGUUGUGUUCCUGUCAUUGUCAUCACUGUCAUCACUGUGGACAUUCUGAUACCAAGACAAGCAAUGAGCAAGACUGUUGUAGAGACUCAAACACACCCAGGAUCUCCGGCUGCAAACCAGAGUCUCCCAGCAGAGCGUCACUGUGUCCUACACCAUUGCUCCUUUAUCUCCAACCUCAACCCGUCCACGUGUGCACCAACAAGACAGGCUCUCCUUCGAAGGUCAGCAGUAGCAAGGAGGAAGAUAGGUUGCGACCCUCGCCAUGCGUUGUUUCGCAACGCUGUCUUGACGACGCCCUCCAAGCUGCGCGGAAGGUGAAAGUCAGGUCAAAACGCAUGGUGCGUUCUUUGACCGCAGACCUGCGCUCUCUGGAGCGACUGUCCAAGUCCUGCUCCAACUCGAACUCGGACUAACUAACAGUGCAUCUGCACAUGGAGUCUACAUGAUGGAGUCAAACUGACUUCUUAUAAACUUUGGAAACACCUGCUGCUUGUUUUGCAGGAUUGUUUCAAGUUCUAUUUUAAGGCAACUUUUGUUUGUCUAUGACGGCCAAAUAGCCAGGGAUGCGCACUCAAUUCAAAUGUGUCAUGCGCAUUUCCCCAUCAAACAUUGUGUGAGUGAAGCGAGGGAAGAGGUGCGGAUGUUUAUUUUCCAGCCGCUCCCGUUCCACACAGUACACUACCACAAUACUGUUUCCCCCUCACCCCCCAUUCAUAGAGCUGCGCUAUAGAAAACUGCUAGCGCUCCUGUGAGGGAGAACCAAUUUACAUUAUUUCUCCAAGGUGGGCCGGGGUUGUUUGCGGGCGACCUUCCCAUGUGGCACAAGCUUGCAGCUAAACUCAACUGAAUUGAGAAAGUGAUUCCAUUCAGUGCGCAAACAAUUUGUUAAUUUGAACGAGUCGGUCGCCAACGACAAAACAGUACGACACUCAAGAGAUGGGAAGGCAAAUUCAAAUAUGCAGUAAGUUGAACACAAACGAGUCACGGAUGUUUUAUAUAGUGCCUACGGUGAAAGACGUUUCUCUGCACUUAAACUAAUCAAAACACACAAGAACAACUAUGACAGACAACUUCUUGAGCAUUUUGCGAAUACAAAAUAAUGACUCUGGGAUGGAAAAAAAAAUACCACAAUUUGCCACCCAGCAUGGAAACAUGAGACUUCUGCUAUUUUAAGUCAUGCAAAUUGUAAAGAUCUGUAAAUAAAAGGUAAACAAUAAUAUUCAGGUGUGUCACUUAGAUAGACCUGUUCCCUUUUUUAAUUGUAAAGGUACCAUAAGUAACUUUAAACUUGUAUUCUAUUUCUGUACAUAAAACUCUGCCUUUGGUUACAUCAGGGCUAAUAAAUCCGAUUGUGAAUCAGUUUGACUGUCAUGAGAAUCUUUUGAAAGUAGCAAUUAUUGUACGUUGCAUUAUGUUUCAACCAUAAACCUUUUCCAGAUAUUUUUUAUUUUGUUAUAUCUAUUUAUUCUAGGAAUACAUCUAAAGAACACUUUUCUAGAUAUUGCUGUAGGCCACAUUUAUUAAUAACGCACUACUGUAAUUACAACCCCAAUUCCAAUGAAGUUGGGAUGUUGUGUUAAACAUGAAUACAAACAGAAUACAAUGAUUUGCAAAUCAUGUUCAACCCAUAUGUAAUUGAAUACACUACAAAGACAAGAUAUUUAAUGUUCAAACUGAUGAACUUUAUUGUUUUUAGCAAAUAAUCAUUAACUUGGAAUUUUAUGGCUGCAACACGUUCCAAAAAAGCUGGGACAGGGUCAUGUUUACCCCUGUGUUAUAUCACCUUUUUUUUUUUAACAACAUUCCAUAAACGUAGUAAGUAGUAAUACAUCUUAGAAUCACCACUGCCAGUGAGUUUGGUGGGUUGGGGGAAAAAAUGAGCACCAAACAACAAGCUCUGGUGCUCGUUUCAGACCAAAACUUUUAUGUUUACCCCUGCAAAUAGCAUUUUUGAGGGCAUAAUAGUUACGGUAUUUCAACAUGUGCUGGCAUACCUAAAGGGCAAACUGUUCAGCCCCCUCGAAUGUUUGAUACCAGUACAGUGUGUGUAUGUAAACCAUCGAUUAAGCUCAUUGAAAACAUUGAGCAUUCCAAAACAAUGAACUGUUGUCUAAAGUAGGCUGGUUGGACUUGUGGAUCAUGGCUCUCUGUUUCUUUUACUAGGCAGCGUCUCAACUUUCAUGGGCUCAAUCUGACUGAAAAUGUUGCUCGUUGAUUUUGAAUUUGGGGGAAAGUCACUGAUUCACCUGCCUGACUUCUGUGCAGGCAGCCCUGCUUUAGUUCCCACUCAAGUGACGGUGUGAAAGUGAGUGUGAAUGGUUGUCUGUCUCUAUAUGUGGCCUGUGAUUGACUGCCGACCAUUCCUCAGUGUAGGCUGCCUUUUCUCUGAAAUCAGUCGGGCUAAAAUGCAGCUCCAAGCUGGUAUAGAAAGUGGAUUGAUGGAUUAAUGGAAUUUGGGGGAAAGGUGUGAUGCCUACAUUGGCCGAUGUAGCGAUUUCCACUAAUGAUGUAAUGCGAGACCAAUUGGUUUAUUUUCUAACCAUUCAUUGCAUAAAUUGUCUGUGCAUAUUUUAAAUCAUGUGAAAGUGAGUUUGUAAAGUAAAUCAUGUGAAAGUACAUUUGUAAAGUAAGUGUUUUAUUGUCUUGUGAGUGAACACCUCUUGUCCAUAUAGCUAGAACUGCAAAUUAACCGCACUUCACAUCCAAAUGUGUGAGACUGUACUUGAAAACAUUGCUGUGGAGAUUAUGUUUAUAUUGACAUUUUGUUUUUACCUCUUUUAACCACGUUAUGUGUCCUUUUUUAUGUUUUCCCUAGAACCCUUUGGAUGUUAUAGGACCCAUUACAAAGGUUGAACAUAUUGUGAAGCACUGAUUAUUGUGUGAUCGCUAUUAUAUCGAGAAUUUAUUUAGCGAAGUUGUAAAAGUAAAGAUGGCACCUGUAGGUUAAAGUUAGUCGGAAAACUAAAGUACAAUGCAAGUAUGAACAGUACCAUAAAUAUUAUGUGUAUCAUAUAACCAAAGUGAUUUAGAUAACUACUGUUUGUAACAUUUUUCAACCUGUAAGGUAUCCUUGAGUGACAUGAAAU
This is a messenger RNA of Phycodurus eques (leafy seadragon), 6432 nucleotides long. RefSeq names its product AT-hook transcription factor (gene akna). The coding region runs from base 196 to 3759 and encodes 1187 amino acids. Lineage: Eukaryota; Metazoa; Chordata; Actinopteri; Syngnathiformes; Syngnathidae. Gene Ontology annotation, cellular component: centrosome. The transcript is spliced from 21 exons. Gene Ontology annotation, biological process: neuroblast delamination; epithelial to mesenchymal transition; neuroblast division in subventricular zone. The record is from RefSeq and is a predicted model, not a curated record.